Molecule: messenger RNA, 641 nt
Organism: Cyphomyrmex costatus
Lineage: Eukaryota; Metazoa; Arthropoda; Insecta; Hymenoptera; Formicidae
Product: transmembrane and coiled-coil domain-containing protein 5A
Exons: 3
Coding region: 61-627 (188 amino acids)
Cellular component (GO): MIS12/MIND type complex
Source: RefSeq, a predicted model, not a curated record
UUGUUGACCAUUGUUUCGAUAGCUCGCCUUUCCCGCGCAAACAAGAAGAAUCGCCGGGAAAUGGCGGAGGACGAGGAAGUAUAUUGUCCGAACAACGCGCGGCUGUUCCAAAUCGCCGUCUCCAACAGCUUGAAAAACAUAGCCGAGUCUGUCAGUGAGAAUGAAUUUCUCGAGGCACUCACGAUUCUCAAGUCAAAUCCCAACAUCGCCCGAAAGCUGCACAAGGCUAUGAUAAAGGAGCUGUACAGCAGCAUGAACAAUGAUCUGGAGGAUAUAUUAAAGGAAGGCAGUUUGCAGGAAGCCUUCACUAAAAUAACCAAAUUGUCCGAGGAAAACACGUCCGCUAACGAACACGCGUGGCGUCCACCGGGAGAUGUAACCUCGCAUUUGAGAUCGUUGGACGCGCACAAGAUCAAAGAGGCGACCGAGGAAUUGGAGGAACAGGUGAACGAGAUGGAAAGGGAGAACGAAACCCUAAUGAGGACAAUCGCAGAGAGUAGAUCGAGAAUACGUGCCACGAACGACAACGUGAUGAGAAUUCUGAAUUGCGCGCCAAACAUACUGCAACGAUUAGAGAAAACGUGUAAACAGCUGGCAACUUGUCUUGAAACGAUUGAAAAUGAAUAGCUUUGCGAUUUUGG